AUGCGGCGUUCAAGGUGGAGCGCAGCACCAUCUACACGGGCCAAGGGCCUCGAGGUGGAGCUGGUCUGCCUCGUCUUCGCCGACCCGCCGGCCGUGGUGUCGUGGGAGCGGCAGGGGUCGCCGUUCGACCCGGACCGCCACUUCACUCCCCGUCACGACGUGGGCCAAACUCGCCACUCGCUCACCAUUCAGAACGUACGGCCCGAGGACUUCGGCACCUACUCCUGCCACGUCAAAAACUCACUGGGCACUGCCACGGCGCAGAUGGUGGUCACCGGCGUCCCUGACCGGGCAGUGAUCACCAGCGGAGCCAUCAGUACGGCGCCCGAGCUGUACGAGCUCAGCUGGCAGGUGGAGAGCUUCAGCCCCAUAAUCGAGUAUAAGGUCGCCUACCGACCGGCCAAGGUGAAUGCGAGCGGCUCUGUGCAGGCUCGGUGGCGAGAGGUCAAGGUGCCGACCACCGGCAGCCCCUCCGGCCUCCUCUACCGACAGCAAAUCCCGCUGGCUAAGCUUCAGCCGGCCACCACCUACCAACUCUACGUACAGGCCAAGAACGAGCACGGUUGGAGCGCUGUCUCCAAUAUGCUGCACUUUUCCACCAUCGCCAGGGGUGAAGCCCUGGAGUCCCGCAGCCUGUCGUCGGGAGGCGUGAGAGGAAGCUGGAGAGGUGCCGCUGUCGCUCGGGCGGCCGCCUCCAUCGUCCUGCUGCUGACGCUGUGCUAGUGGCUGGGCGCACCUGCGCCG
This is a messenger RNA of Pollicipes pollicipes, 744 nucleotides long. RefSeq names its product neural cell adhesion molecule 2-like. The record is from RefSeq and is a predicted model, not a curated record. The coding region runs from base 1 to 723 and encodes 240 amino acids. Gene Ontology annotation, biological process: synapse organization; homophilic cell-cell adhesion. Gene Ontology annotation, molecular function: protein binding; axon guidance receptor activity. Gene Ontology annotation, cellular component: axon; plasma membrane; neuronal cell body. NCBI's taxonomy places the organism in Eukaryota, Metazoa, Arthropoda, Thecostraca, Pollicipedomorpha, Pollicipedidae. The transcript has 6 exons.